CGCAUGAACCAUGUGAGAACUCACGUGGGCCAUGCUGUCUGGAGCAGCACUUUUGUUCUUUUAUUUCCUCGUGCAUCUCAUGUUUUCUUGAGGACGAAUAUCUGUCCCAGAUAUAAGUUGAUACCUGUUUAUAAUUCGGGUUUAGGUGCGAUGGAGCUAUGAUAGACUCGGGCAUUACGUCUAAAUCUCAAAGAAGGGGUACCCAGGAUGUUUUCAGUAUUGAGAGGGGAGAACUGUCAGAAGGUUUCAAGAAUAGUUACCAGGCAUGUGAGGUGCUAUCAAAGCAAGACUGAAGUGUAUGGAUGCAAACCAAAGAAAGACUAUUUGUCCACUCUUGCCAUCCCUGAGUCAUUGGUGAAGGCCAAACAGCAGAACCCACAUGUUUGGCUGUUGAUCAAUGCCUACAGAAACCAUGGACAUUCUUAUGCAUUGCUUGACCCUCUUGGAUUAGACAGAAGUGAGAAAAAAGUGUCACAGGUUUUGGAUCCAUCUUACUAUGGUUUGAAGAGUGGGGAGGUAUAUGAUGUUGGUGGUCUGCUCUGUAUGGAUAAACCCCAAGCUGACAUUGAUGAAAUCUUGUCUCACCUCAAAAGCGUAUACUGUGGCUCAACUGCUCUGGAGAUCGGUCAUAUCCAGCAUGAGGAAAUGCGACAGUGGAUCUGUGACCGCUGGGAACAACUGUCUGGAGAAUCCUUCACUAAUGAAGAGAAAAUAUCUCUCGCAGUAGAGUUGCUCAAGUCUCAAGCAUUUGAUAUAUUUGUUGCCAACAAGUUCACUACUGUGAAACGAUACAGUGGUGAAGGUGCUGAAAGCAUGUUUGCAUUUUUCCUUGAAAUUUUUGCCAAAGCUAAUCAGUAUGGAAGGCAACGGGUAGUUUUAGCGAUGCCUCACCGUGGAAGGUUGAAUCUUCUGACUGGGAUGCUGCACUUCCCACCUGUAAUUAUGUUCCAAAAAAUGAAGGGCAUGGCAGAAUUCCCUCCUGAUGUGAAGACUACUGGGGAUGUCCUCUCACAUCUAACAAGCUCUGUGGAUCUUGAGAUUCAUGGAAAGCCACUUCAUGUCACUAUGCUGCCAAAUCCUUCACAUUUGGAAGCAGUCAACCCUGUGGCAAUGGGAAAAACGAGAGCAUUUCAGCAAGCUUUUCUUGAGGGUGACUACUCUAAUGAUGGUGGUGCAAGACCAGGAGAUCAAACCCUAUGCAUUCAGGUCCAUGGUGAUGCAGCUCUUCCAGGCCAGGGAGUGAUUCAGGAAUCUCUUUGCCUCACUUCUCUUCCACAUUUUGACAUCGGUGGCAGUCUUCACCUUGUAGUCAAUAACCAGGUGGGGUUCACAACACCUUCUGACCGGGGACGAUCCACACUUUACUGCACAGAUGUUGCCAAGAUGAUUGAAGUACCUGUGCUGCAUGUCAAUGGGGAUCAUCCAGAGGAAGUAUUGCGGGCAACACGACUGGCCUGUGAAUUCCAGGAGAAAUUUAGAAAAGAUGUGUUCCUAGAUUUGGUAUGUUUUCGACGUUGGGGCCACAAUGAGUUAGAUGAUCCAACCAUGACCAAUCCCAUCAUGUACUCAGUGAUAAAUACUCGCAAGACUGUUCCUGACAUGUAUGCAGACAAGGUCUUGAAUGAAGGGAUUGUAACAAGAGAGGAACUGAUGAAACCAGUGGAUGCCCAUAUUCAGAUGCUGAAUGAAAAUUUCAAGAAGGUUGAUUCAAGGAAACCAAAGGCUCCUCAUCUGAAAGGUCUAUGGACGGGUAUGGAACAGGCUGGUACGCAGCUGACAGGUUGGGAGACUGGUGUCGAUACUUCCCUCCUCCAUUACAUUGGUCUAAAGUCUGUCACACAUCCAGAGGACUUUAAUCUGCAUGUGAAUGUGAAAAAAGCACACAUUGAAGCAAGGAGAAGAAAGUUGAAUGAAGGUGAAGCAGUUGACUGGGCAACAGCAGAAGCCUUGGCUUUUGGCUCUCUUCUCUAUCAAGGUUUUCAUGUGCGUCUGUGUGGGCAGGACUGUGGUAGAGGUACUUUCUCUCAACGUCAUGCUAUGCUUGUCCACCAGGGAUCUGGUGACAUUCACAUUCCCUUGAAUCACAUGAUGGAUGGCCAAACAGGAUUCUUUGAGGCCAAGGAAGCAGUUCUGGGCUUUGAGUAUGGAUUCAGCAUGACACACCCUAAUUGCCUUGUGUUGUGGGAGGCUCAGUUUGGAGACUUCUUCAAUACUGCUCAAGUCGUGAUCGAUACUUUCAUCUCUUCUGGGGAGAGUAAAUGGCUGAUGCAGAGUGGGCUAGUGAUGCUACUACCUCAUGGGCUGGAUGGAGCUGGGCCAGAACAUAGCUCAUGUCGACUGGAAAGGUUCCUUCAGUUGAGUGAUUCAUAUGAGGAAGCUGGUAUGGAUGGCGAUAAUGUGAAUAUGCAAAUUGUCCAUCCCACCACCCCUGCGCAAUAUUUUCAUCUUCUACGGAGGCAGAUGGUGAGGAACUUCCGUAAGCCCCUCAUCAUUGCAGCCCCCAAGAUCUUACUUCGUUUGCCAGCUGCAACCAGCCAUCUGGAAGAAAUGGGCCCUGGAACUUCAUUUCAUCCUGUUUUAGGUGAGGAUCUACUCCCACUCCAUGCUUCUUGUCAUUUUAUCUAUUCCAAGGAACUUGGGAGACUUGGUCCUCUUACAGAUGAUCCCAUAAUGCGAGAGAAGCCAGCAGAAGUGAAGCAUAUAGUUUUCUGUUGCGGGAAACAUUACUACGCUCUUGUGAAAGAGAGAGAAACACGAGGAAUCAAGAAUGUGGCCAUAGUCCGUGUAGAAUCUCUGUCUCCUUUUCCUGCUCCUCACCUCCAAGCCAUCUUGUCUUUCUACAAAAAUGCACAGAGUAAGUUCACGAGAAAGUUUCUUUCCCCUGCCUGUUGUUCUGCUUCUAGAGAAGCACUCAUUAACAUACUGAUGAUAGAAUUUACAUGGAGUCAAGAGGAGCAUCGAAAUGCUGGUCCUUGGACGUUCGUGUCUCCUCGUUUUGCAAACCUCGUUGGCUGC
Darwinula stevensoni is the source of this 3015-nucleotide messenger RNA. NCBI's taxonomy places the organism in Eukaryota, Metazoa, Arthropoda, Ostracoda, Podocopida, Darwinulidae. The record is from the annotation of a GenBank genome assembly.